Messenger RNA from Lagopus leucura (white-tailed ptarmigan), 3025 nucleotides. It is a transcript of the gene TRIM47, whose product is annotated as tripartite motif containing 47. The record is from RefSeq and is a predicted model, not a curated record. Lineage: Eukaryota; Metazoa; Chordata; Aves; Galliformes; Phasianidae. Gene Ontology annotation, molecular function: zinc ion binding; protein binding. The transcript is spliced from 6 exons. Bases 16 to 2061 code for a protein of 681 amino acids.
UCGGGGCGCGCAGGGAUGGAGGGUGCGACCGGGAGAGCCCCGCCGGUCCCUUCCGCCGCCACCGCCGCUGCUCUGCGGUUGGCGUUGGCCGUGCCGGGUUUGCCCGACGGUCCUUUCGGUUGUCCCAUCUGCUUGGAUCUGUUGAAGGACCCGGUGACGGUGCCGUGCGGCCAUAACUUCUGCCAGGGCUGCCUAGGGAAGCUCCGCGGGAGGACGGGCCCCCCCGACGGGGCGGCGGGCGGGGCGGCACGCUGCCCGCUCUGCCAGGAGCCUUUCCCGGCGGCUCUGCGGCUCAGCAAGAACCGCGCCCUGUGCGAGGUGCUGCCGCUGCUGGGGGCUGCCGGGGCCGGGACGUCCCCCGACGGCGCGCGGACCCCCCCGGCUAUUCCAUCCCCUCAGUCCGGGCCUGGAAACUCCCCCGGUAGCGCCGAGUUCAGCGGAACGGGACCCAUCGGAGCCGAGUCCUCGCCCUCCGGGAUGGCUCCGGGAGCUGAAGAGCAACCGGAGGGAGAAGCGGGGCUGGAAGAGGGGGCAGCGGCGGUGCUGUGCGACGUGUGCCCCGAGGGGGGUCGGGCGGCGGCUGCCCGCUCGUGCCUGGUGUGCCUGGCGUCCUUCUGCGGGGCCCACCUGGAGCCCCACCGCCGCUCCCCCGCCUUCCGUUCCCACCGCCUCGUAGCCCCGUUGCGGCGCUUGGAAGAAGGGCUGUGCCCGCGGCACCUGCAACCCCUCGACGGCUUCUGCCGGGCAGAGCAGACCUGCGUGUGCUCCCGCUGCCGCGCCCACGAGCACCGCGGCCACGACGUGGUGUCCCUCGAGAAGGAGCGGGAGCACAAGGAGGCCCAGCAAGCCAAAUUCCUCAGCAGUGUGGACAACGAGCUGGAGGAGCUGGCUGUCACCAUCGCACAGACCAGGAAGAUGGUGGAGCUCAUUAAGGGUGUUGCCAGCAAGGAGAAGGAGCGGGUGGAGAAACUCUUUGCAGAAGCCUCUGAGCUGCUGGCCACCUUCCAGAAGGAGGUGGCCGCCUUCAUUGAGGACAGCGAGCGCUCCAUGCUGGGGGAGGCCGAGGCUGACCUCCGCUGGAAGGAGGAGAGGCGAGCCAAGCUGGCCCAGGGCAAGCAGAACCUGGAGAAUGUCCCCAGCACCGACACCAUCUACUUCCUUCAGGAGUUUCAAGCCUUAAAAAUAGCCAUGGAAGACAACCUCUCUCCGGCCCCGAGCUUCCAGAACGAGCUCAACUUCACCAAGUGCUCCCAAGCCGUCUGCGCCGUCAAGGACGCCCUGUCAGCUGCCCGCAAAAGCCAGUGGGACUGUUUGCAGGGGAAAGGAGUGGAUGGGAUGAGCUUCCCAAAGACGGAGGAAGCAAUGACCAAGUCUCAAUUUCCAGACAAGUCAAACAAUCCCGCCUGCCUGGAGAGCCGCGAUUACUUCCUGAAAUUUGCCUUCAUCAUCGACCUGGACAGCGAUACGGCCGACAAGUUCAUCCAGCUCUUUGGCACCAAGGGAGCCAAGCGGGUGCUCUGCCCCAUCCCCUACCCAGAGAGCCCGACCCGCUUCAUCAACUGCGAGCAGGUGCUGGGUGUGAACCUCAUGAACCGGGGCAACUACUACUGGGAGGUGGAGCUCAUCGAUGGCUGGGUCAGCAUCGGCGUCAUCGCCGAGGUCUUCAACCCCCAGGACUCCUAUGACCACAGCCGCCUGGGCCGCAACACGUGGUCCUGCUGCCUGCAGUGGAACGGGCAGAACUACGCCGCCUGGUUCGGUGGCUUAGAGUCUGUCAUCCAGCAGCCGUUUUUCCACACCAUCGGGGUCUUUUUGGAGUACUCGGAGAAAGCUUUGACCUUCUAUGGAGUCAAGGACUCCAAGAUGACGUGCCUGAAGCAGCUCAAGGCCGGCUCCUUUGGAAAAGCCCACUCGGACCCUUUCCAGCACAAGAUCAACCAGCAGUUUGCAGCUCUGUUCUCCUUCAAGCUGAAACCCGCCUUCUUCCUGGAGAGCGUCGAUGCCCACCUGCAGAUCGGGCCGCUGAAGAAGGAUUGUGUUUCGGUGCUGAAGCGCAGGUAACUGCCCGAGGAGAAGGCCCAGAGGAGCCCUCCAUGCAGCACGCAUCAUGGCUUCCCUCCGUACAUCGGGACAGCCCCACUUGGCGAAGCGCUUUCCAGAACUGCAGCAUGGAAUCAUCUGGGUUGGAAGAAGCCUUCAAGACCGCCGGGCGUCAUCCUGACUGACUGUCAGCUGGAGUCCCACUGCCAACCCACAUCCCAACACUGACCCACACCCAAAGCCUCUCGAUGCCCAUCAGUGCCACAAACAAGAAGUGAGGAUCUCUGCAUCCCUCGUGUUGGCGCGCCGUGGAAAAGCCGUGGUCCUUCCUACGUGUGCUGGAGCUCUGGGCUGUUCUGCAUCCAAACAUCUCUGCUGGGAGAAGGAAGGGACUUGCUGGGAAACGCCAGCAUUGCUCGGAGCACAGAGCAGUUCUGGAUGUGCUCAUGGUAGACACGUUCGAUGGGAAUUGCUGACGGAAGCCUUUUUGUCAAAUUUCCCCUCAUGUUUUUGAUGAUCCUGAUAUUUCAGGAGAUUUUAGUGCCAAUAAACUCCCAGUUCUUCGGGCGCCCCGGGCUCAUCUGAGCUGUAAACGCAACCCAUAGCUUAGAGAGCCUUUCAAACAACCAAGAGCUGCUAUGAGUACAGCACGGGGUAAACGGUGUUUCUUAGGCACAUUGAUGAAAGCUAAUAAUUAAAUCCCUUUAGGCUCCAGGAACAAGUAACAAUUAACAACAACUGCUUUCCAGCCACCGUCCCAUCUGGGAGAGGUGGAGGCUUCAGGCACAGUGCCCAUUCACGUGUCCUACAGGAGCUUUUCCAGCACUGCCCCAAUGAUGUUGCAGAGGCGGCACAGUGCAGCUCCUGUCUCAGCCCUCCCUGCCUUCCUCUGAGUUUAUUUUUCCUGGGGUUAGUUUGCUACCUACCUCCCGAAGCUCACUUUACAGAGUUGUAAUGCUGGGUAAUAAAAAUAUAUGGGGCCGGA